AUGACUUGCCAGAUCGAUGUUCAUCUGCUGAAGAGCAUGAGGCUGCACAAGCAGGUAAGGGCUGAAUUGAAUUCGAUUGUCUUGUGCUACCGUGAUUAUUCUCUCCGCUGCAUAAAUCCUGUUUUCCUGAGCUGCCGCUUCUACAGAGAGUACGAGGCGCGUUUGGAGAGGUACAGCGAGCGAAUAUGGACGUGCAAAAGCACGGGAAGCAGCCAGCUGACGCACAAAGAGGCUUGGGAGGAGGAGCAGGAAGUUGCUGAGCUCUUGAAGGAGGAGUUCCCCAUCUGGUAUGAGAAGCUGGUACUGGAAAUAGUCCACCACAACACCGUCUCCCUGGAAAAGUUGGUGGAUGCAGCUUGGCUGGAGAUCAUGACCAAGUUUGCAGUGGGAGAGGAGUGUGACUUUGAGGUUGGUAAGGAGAAAAUGUUGCCUGUGAAAGUUGUGAAAAUACAUCCCUUGGAGAAAGCUGAUGAAGAGGCCUCAGAAAAGAAAUCUGACGGAGCCUGCGAUUCCCCAUCCAGUGACAAGGAGAACUCGGGACAGGCAGCCCAGGACAACCAGAAGGAAACCAUCCUGAAGGAGGAUGACAACAGGAGGGAAAGUAUGA
Messenger RNA from Apaloderma vittatum (bar-tailed trogon), 607 nucleotides. It is a transcript of the gene BAZ1B, whose product is annotated as bromodomain adjacent to zinc finger domain, 1B. The record is from RefSeq and is a predicted model, not a curated record. The annotation marks the transcript as partial. The transcript is spliced from 4 exons. Gene Ontology annotation, cellular component: WICH complex. Gene Ontology annotation, molecular function: histone H2AXY142 kinase activity. NCBI's taxonomy places the organism in Eukaryota, Metazoa, Chordata, Aves, Trogoniformes, Trogonidae. Gene Ontology annotation, biological process: chromatin remodeling.